Messenger RNA from Sitodiplosis mosellana (orange wheat blossom midge), 1795 nucleotides. Its product is annotated as glycoprotein endo-alpha-1,2-mannosidase. Gene Ontology annotation, molecular function: alpha-mannosidase activity. The coding region runs from base 234 to 1580 and encodes 448 amino acids. Lineage: Eukaryota; Metazoa; Arthropoda; Insecta; Diptera; Cecidomyiidae. The transcript is spliced from 3 exons. The record is from RefSeq and is a predicted model, not a curated record. Gene Ontology annotation, cellular component: Golgi apparatus.
UGGAUUCGUAGUACGGGAAUUGUCAAAGAAAAAGAUAAACAAAUUAGGACAAUAAGGAAUAUUUUGCUGAUUCAAUCAAAAUGCAGCAAACAACCAUGAUAAAUAUCAUGAAAAUUCGAAGACAAUUUUGAUUUGGAUGUGCAGCGUCCGUGGCAAAGGGCUUUCCAUUGCCCGUUUCAUAUUUUAUUUAAUACCCGCGAAUCCAUCCAUCCAACCCGUGUUAAGUGUUAAGAAUGAAUUUGGAAAAAUGCGUUCUGCGAGUGAAAGUCUUGCGGUUGUUCAUGAUACUUGGUGCAUUUUCAACGGUGGCCGUGUUUUUGAUUUACUCGCUGCCAAAUGGUGAAAAGGAAUCGAUGACGAACAAUUUCAAUCGAGGUCUGUUCAGUGCAUGGUCCAAGUCAUCAAAUGUUCAAACGCGCGCCAAUCAAAAGACGGCAAUCAAUCAGUCGUUGAAAGUCUAUGGAAAGAAUCAUGUGAAAGGCAACAGUGAGGAUGUGUUACGCAAUAAAAUCAAGCGUCUCACAUCGAAUCGUUUGCAGAACGAUGAUUCAAUGAUUCUUGUCAAUGCAACAAAAAAGCUUCCAAAACACUCAGCUCCAAAUGUGCAUAUUUUUUACUCACUUCCCGUCGAAUGGAGCCAUAUGACGACAUCGUUUUGGCCACAACUCGGCACUUAUAUACCAGAUAACCUAACCUUACGCCAUCACUUUGAGAAUAUUCAAUUGAUCGGAGCAAACGUUCUGAUUAUCACUUGGUCACCGUUCACUCAAGAACAAUUACUAUGGCACUUGUUUGAUGAGGCACACAAUUUUGGCAUACAAAUCGCUAUCGAAAUUGAUAACUAUCCAAAUCGCACCGCUUCCACCAUUUUUAAUGACAUUCAUUACUUUUACAAAGAAUUUUGGGAACAUCGCAGCCUUUACAAGGUGUUUGUCACCUCGAAAAAUAUGUAUAUGCCGAUGAUUUAUAUGAAAAACAUCGAUUGCUUGCCGCCAAAUGAUUGGAAGAGUCUAAUAUCGCCAAGUGGAGUAAUUUCGCUGCGUAGUUCAUCGCAUGAUGCCGUUUUUGUCGGACAUAUCAGCACCCGGAAAGAUGUGUCCGUCAUCAAAGUGGCAAACUUCAAUGGGUUUUACAGUCGAAUGGUGAGCAAUGGUGCUACAUAUGCUAGCACAUGGAAGUAUUGGUCAGAAUUGAAAAAAUCGGCCGAUAAAUUCAAGUUGCUGUUCAUUCCAACGGUUGGCCCGGGCUAUGAUGAAUACAGCAAACAGCCAAAACUUGCCAGCACCCGACGACAUCGAACCAAUGGACAAUAUUAUGGUGUUGCUUGGCGAGCAGCAAUCGCCAUUGGUGCGGAAUUCAUCAACAUCGCCAGCUAUAACGAUUGGUUGAGUGGUACGCAGAUUGAAGAAGCAAUUCCCAGGAGUGGCUUUAAAGAUUAUAGUCCCGGCACACCGACCAAAUAUAUUGAUUUAACGCGAUACUGGAUCAAUGAAUACAUUAAAUCAUGGCCAACCGAUGCCAUGAAACGUUUAGUCAAUGUAAAAUUGUGCAGCAGCUACUUCAAUAACACUGUCUGCUGAAUUAGAAAACAAAAUCCAACGAAAUUUUCUUUUUCAAUGUGAUCUGACUAUUGUUAUUUAUAUUAGAAUACUAUCUUUACUCAUUUUCUUUACAUUUUUAGAGGGAACAAAUUUUUUUUAGGAAAAAAAUAAUAUUAUUCUAGCUCACGCUAUUGAUUCGUUUCGAACAAAUUAUUUCAUGAAAAUUAAUAAAUGAUAGAAUAUGUAGAAUCAAA